AGCCUUGCGGGAUUGCGGGCUGUGUUAGGAAAAGCGGGCGUGUUGGGCUGUUAGGAAAAGCGGGACCUUUGGGCGAAAUGAAAGCUGUGUGAGGGAAAGAACAUGCGGGCACCCUAGCAAGCACACUCUCUCCCGAAGUCUACAACUCACUGACAGCAUGGGGGCCGGUAGUCAAAUCAUUUAACAUGAAGGAAGAGGAGCAAAGGACAGCCAUGUCCUUCAUUGAUACAACCAUUAAGAUGAGAAAGGAGGCAAAUGCCAAGAAAGUUGUUUUGGCCUGGGGUCUGCUGAAUGUGUCCUUAGCUGGAAUGAUUUACACCGAAAUGACUGGAAAAAUGAUAAGUACUUACUAUAACAUUACUUACUGGCCCUUGUGGUACAUUGAACUUGCCCUGGCAUCUCUGUUUAGUUUAAAUGCACUGUUUGAUUUUUGGAGAUAUUUCAAAUAUACUAUGACUUCUCCAAAUAUAACUCUGAGCCCAUCUCAGCAAAAGCUUCUAGGUGUACCUUAUUCAUCAGCCCAGUCUUCUCCACCACGGGAUCUCAUUACAAAUAAGGUUCCAGCCUCUACACCAUCUCCCAGUGUGCAGGGGCAGAAUGUGCUGAGCUACAGUCCUUCUCGUUCUCCUAGCUCCAGUCCAAAAUUCUCACCUAGUUGCAUCAGUGGAUACAGUCCUCAGAUACAGGCUAUGCUACCAAGCAGUGGUAGUCCUUUCACGUCAGUUGUUUCGUACUCCUCUAACAGCUUUCCUAAGAUUACGAGUUACAGUUCUUCUCCUGGCUCCUCGCAAUACCCUAGUAAUCUUGGUCCAGUGGAAGGUGGUCUGAGAUCUCGCUAUCGUUCAUCUCCAUCUACCUACAGCUCUCCAACGGAUAAAGAGGAUUAUAUGACUGACCUAAAAUUACUUGACACUUUCCUACGAAGUGAAGAAGAGAAACAGCAUCGGGUUCAGCUUGGGAGUCCAGAUUCGAGCUCAACUGCAGCCAGUCCAACCUUCUGGAAUUACAGUCGUUCUGUGGGUGAUUAUGCACACACCCUUCGGAAGUUUCAGUACCAGCUAGCCUGCCGUUCCCAGGCUCCCUCUGCACAUAAAGAUGAAGCCGAUCUUGGUUCCAAGCAUGCUGCUGAAGAGCAAUUCUUUCUCUUUCAGGUUUGGGGAAAGGUUACAAUGAAUCGUCAGCUGCUGGACCACAUGGAUGCAUGGACUGCAAAAUUUCGAAAUUGGGUUAAUGAAACCAUUUUGGUCCCCUUGGUCCAUGAGGUGGAUUCUGUAAACACACAAAUGAGAAGACUUGGUUGUCCUGAGUUACAGAUAGGAGAAUCGAGCAUAAGCAGUUUGAAGCAAGCAGCUCUAGUUAAAGCCCCACUCAUACCAACAUUACAUAUUAUUGUGCAAUAUCUGGACAUCACUCCAAAUCAGGAAUACUUGUAUGAGCGCCUUAAAGAACUGUCACAUGGAGGAUGUAUGAGCUCUUUUCGAUGGAAUUCAGGAGGAGAUUUUAAAGGUCGAAAAUGGGAUACAGACCUUCCAACUGACUCUGCAAUCGUUAUGCAUAUAUUUUGCACAUAUCUGGACUCUCGCCUGCCUCCCCACCCUAAAUAUCCAGAUGGGAAAACGUUUACUUCUCAGCAUUUUGUCCAGACUCCAGACAAACCAGAUACUUCAAAUGAAAAUGUAUUUUGCAUCCACCAGAGCAAUGUAAAUCCACCAUACUAUGAGUUAGUCUAUCAGAAGCACAUCUACAGCCUGCCAAAGGGGAGAAACAACUUGUUCCAUACAUUACUCAUGUUCCUGUAUAUAAUAAAGACCAAAGAAUCUGGGAUGCUUGGGAGAGUCAACCUUGGCUUAUCUGGAGUGAAUAUCUUAUGGAUAUUUGGAGACCAUUAAUGCUUGGUGUGAUCAGGAUUUCAGUCUCAACUGUUUUUCUGUAAUACAAUUUUUAACUGUGGUGCCUCUGAAAAUGUGUUUAAAACUCCUUGAUUUUGAGAAGGGACAGAUAUUGCAGACAUUACAUUUUGAUUAGGGAUGACCUGUUUUUAGCAUUAUCUGACAGAUGGGCCCACUGGCAAGAACUGACCAUUCGUGCACAUGGCAUUAAUACAAUUGUGUGGCUGAACAAUGCCCAAACAAAUUGAUCUGUAUAGAAUCUAGAGGGAGCUGUGAUCACCUCAUUUCUAGAACUGCCAGAACCCCAUGCAUACACCAAAAAGAGGCAUUGGGGGAUUUCAGUCCAGACAGAUGAAUUGUAAUUGGAGGAAAUCCCAAGACUGUUGAAUCCGCUCCUCAAGGUUGCCAUUUGACAUCAGACGGGGUUGUUUAAAUAGGCCAAACUGCCCAACUAAAGUUACAAAUAGAAAUUUUUGGAAUGGGUUUUGUUCAGAAAUCUGCUAAUGUAAUUCCAACUUGGAUCAUUUUAAGUAAUUACUCUGGAGAUAUAUAUAACAUUUGUUAUUCCAAUCUUACAUAAAACUUCAGUCUGAUAUCACAAAUGGCACAUCCUAUGUUGAGUUUUUAGGGCUGAAGAGUACCAGUACCAAAGCUGUCACUCUGUCUCACAAUUUAAAGGUGAAUUUAAGUCUGUCAGUGGGGGGUACCAAAUGUUAGGCACUCCCCCAGUAAUUGUAAUAGCUUACCUAAUACCCCAAGCCAGUGCUCCUGUUAGCAGAAAACUGCACUGGCCUGGGGUAUUUCCGCAAGUGUUCAUUGGCACCGUCUUUCUUCCUCUUCUCUUUUCUCAGUGUGGCCAUGCACACUAAAGUUAAAAAAAAAAAAAAAAAAAAAAAGCUUUUACUCUACUACGCAUGGGCCUUCCCGGAUUGGAACUAAAAAAAGACAGAGGAAACCAAAGAUCUUCUGCAGAAAUACCCUGGGCUGGUUCAAUUUUUAGCAAAUAAGCAUCGGCCCCGGGUAUCAGGUAAGUGAUUUUAAUCACUGGAGGUUCCCUAACUUUUUGGCGACCCCCCCAGCAGUUUAAACUUUAGUUCCCCUUUAAAUGAGGCAGCAGUAGUGGUUUGUGGCAUUUAUCUGCUGGCUGAAAUGCACCUAUGGGGAGAUUACACCUCAUAUGCCAUAACCCUUUAUGUUAUGUUUAAAAUUAUCUUUUUCUUUUAAAGCUUUGUUUUUAUACAACUAUGUAUGUGCCAUUUAGAAAUAAUUAUUUAGAGGUACAAUUCUUGUGUCACAUUUUUCCACAACACAGCUGUACACAACUGUUUAAUAAAUUGUAUAUACUACUGACUUAUUAGCAUUAGCUAAAAAGUUUACAUUAGAUUUUUCUCAUUCUGGUAUUUAUGGGAACUACUCUAUGCAGAAAUGUUUAAUUGGAUUUCUAAACAAACUUGAAAAUUUUCAGUAAACUGUAUUCAUAAAUUUGUCUUUUUGAUGUCAUACUAUGCAGGCCAUUUCUUUUUAACUGUAGAACUUUGCAUAGUCUGAGAAAUUGUAACUACGUACAGAUUUUGUAUAGUAUUUAUAAUGCCAACAUGUUUUAUUCAACCUUGAGCAGGGUUUUGCAAAUAAAGAACUUUAGAGCACUC
Molecule: messenger RNA, 3538 nt
Organism: Xenopus tropicalis (tropical clawed frog)
Lineage: Eukaryota; Metazoa; Chordata; Amphibia; Anura; Pipidae
Gene: tmem209
Product: transmembrane protein 209
Exons: 15
Coding region: 186-1889 (567 amino acids)
Source: RefSeq, a predicted model, not a curated record